Molecule: messenger RNA, 1284 nt
Organism: Aspergillus campestris IBT 28561
Lineage: Eukaryota; Fungi; Ascomycota; Eurotiomycetes; Eurotiales; Aspergillaceae
Product: amidohydrolase family protein
Exons: 6
Coding region: 148-1023 (291 amino acids)
Biological process (GO): secondary metabolic process
Cellular component (GO): cytoplasm
Molecular function (GO): carboxy-lyase activity; hydrolase activity
Source: RefSeq, a predicted model, not a curated record
UUUACGUCGGUUAUGGAUGGGGGAAGUUAUUGAACUUAUCGUUAAAUCUUCUUAUAUCAGUUUAACUUCACUUCACUUUUAACUUCAGCCCUCCUACUUCAAAACGAAAACACCCCUCCAACUGAUCCAACACUAAACAAACCCAAGAUGUCAUCAUACCCCAUAAUCGACGUAUGGGCGAACCCCAUCCUGCCUCUAGACCAAGGCGUCCCGGAGGUCCGCCGCCUCUUCGAGCAAUCCCACGCCGACACAACCCUGCUCUCCAAGCGGCGCACGCCCGCCGAGCUCGUCGCCCUCAUGGACGCCGCAGGCGUGUCCCAGAUCUGCCUCUGCGCGUGGUAUCGCCCCGGGCAGGCGGUGUUCUCGAACGAGGACGUAGCGGAGUUCACGCGCACGUUCCCGGACCGCUUUAUCGGGAUUGCGAGUGUCGAUCUGCUGGACCCGGUGGGGUAUGUGAGGGAGGUGGAGAGGUAUGUUAAGGUGGAGGGGUUUAGGGGCGUCAGGGUUGUGCCUUGGUUGUGGAAUUUGGCGCCUACUGAUAGGCAUUACUGGCCGCUCUAUGUCAAGUGCAUUGAGCUUGACGUUCCGUUCCUCACGCAGGUCGGACACACCGGACCCCUCUGCCCCAGUGAAGUCGGACGACCUGUUCCGUACAUCGACGAAAUCGCCCUCAAAUUCCCCUCCCUCUCCAUAAUAUGCGGCCACAUCGGCUUCCCGUGGACGCAAGAAAUGAUCGGCGUCGCAUGGAAACACCCCAACGUGUACAUCGACACAUCCGCAUACUUGCCCAAGUACUAUCCGCCGGAGCUAAUCCAAUUCGCCAACACGACUGGGAAGAAGAAGGUCAUGUUCGGGACGAACUUCCCCCAGCUGGGCUGGGAUAAGUGCGUGAAGUCCGCGAAUAAGGAUCUCAAGCUGAGGGAGGAUGUGAAGGCGGCGUUCUUUGGGGGGAAUGCGGCGAGGGUUUUGAAGUUGGGUGCGCCCUCCGCUGUAGGUGGAGUGGGUAGGGAGGGGAAGUUGUGAGUGAACAUGCCUGUUGAGGUAAAGGGUUCAGAUCUAUUGUUUGAGGUGCGUGGGAUUGGGAUGGUAGUGCUCAUUUACUGGUAGAAUAGAAGGGGAGGGAUGUAUUAGGUGUUGGUAGAGCAUUUUGGGCCUGACGUGUAAUGUUAGUCGAACAAGUUUGAAACAGGUAUCAUGCCAUUUAAUCAAAUUUAGAUUGUCAGUGUAACAAGGUGAGAAGUGACAGGUAAUUAUAUAUUGUAACUCAUAAGAAACGAUUUGAUG